This is a messenger RNA of Haliotis rufescens (red abalone), 1288 nucleotides long. RefSeq lists its product as uncharacterized. The coding region runs from base 216 to 986 and encodes 256 amino acids. NCBI's taxonomy places the organism in Eukaryota, Metazoa, Mollusca, Gastropoda, Lepetellida, Haliotidae. The transcript is spliced from 3 exons. Gene Ontology annotation, molecular function: protein dimerization activity. The record is from RefSeq and is a predicted model, not a curated record.
UCUUGAAGUUCUUACAAAAUCUUAAUCUAUACAAUAGAAUUACAUAAAGAAUAUUGAUCUAUAAUUUAUGUUUCAGAACUUGGAAGCCCUUGGCUCUGUUCCUAGAGAGUGAGCGUGUUGAAACCAACAACAGUACUGCGAAAGGCAUCUUGCAACGCAUUUCCUCAUACAAGUUCCUCCUUGUCCUUCACCUUCUGGUGGACAUCAUCCCCACAAUGACCAGGCUAAGCCUCCAGUUUCAGAAGGAUGACAUAGAUCUUGCUGCACUAAGGCCAUCCAUUGAUGCUGUUAUACAGCGACUGCAGUAUUUGAAGGAAGACAAUGGUCCUGCACUGGUCCAGUUUGAAAGUCAGUGUCCUAGGGGAAGCCGCGAGUUUGAUGGUGUCCCAAUAUCAUCAGAGGCUGGCAUUGAGAAGCAAUUCUCAAAUAUUAGAGCUGCUUUCCUUCAAAAUCUCAUGAGCGAGCUUGAGUGCAGAUUCCCAGCUGUGGCUACUGAUGUUGUGACAUGCAUGUCAGUACUGUCACUAAGGGGACUGUCUUUCUUGUCAGAAGAUGCUAGAAAACACUGGGGAACGGAGCAGCUUCAAAAUAUCAUUGACUUCUACAGUCUUGGUGAUAAGGCCUUUGUAGAUGCUGAGGAGACCUUGAGAGAAUGGUCAAUGUGCAAGGAUAUGGUGCAUCAGCAACAUUAUCCAUGUACUAGCAUCUGUCAGUUAUGGCAGAUACUGACUUCAAGACACCCUGACACAUUCCCUAACCUGUGCAAAAUUGCACAAGUGGCUGUCCUUUUGCCCCUCCAAACAGCAACUGUUGAGAGGGGCUUCAGUGUACAAAACCUGAUAAAGAGGUCCCACAGAAACCGUCUGUCAUCACAGCGGCUGGACACUCUGAUGCAGCUGGCUCUGGGGCCUCCUGUAAGGGAAGUAUCUCUUGCACCAGCCGUCACGAAAUGGAGAAGGGACAAAAAGAGAAAGUUGUUCUGCUGAUGGUUUUACGGCGGUGACCUGUUGGAAAUACCAGGACUACAGUUACUGUUAACAGUUGUAUUUAGUUGUUAAUAACUCAUUCUUUGUUGAGUCAUGAGUGCAGGAUGUGCCUUGAUGUAUAAGCCCUUCUGUCACUUGGCCUGUUUGUUCAUGUUUUGCAGGUGCGAAAAGAGUUCUGAAUUUUCACAACCAUUGGGUUCUGUUGUUUGUUGUAUAAUAAUGGACCCCUCCAUUUUUUCUGGGACCCCUAAUUUUAUGAUGAAGGGGUCCAAGUGACCCCAAGAAAAUUUAAGCCAGAGCAG